This is a messenger RNA of Prunus avium (sweet cherry), 893 nucleotides long. Its product is annotated as autophagy-related protein 8-like. The record is from RefSeq and is a predicted model, not a curated record. Lineage: Eukaryota; Viridiplantae; Streptophyta; Magnoliopsida; Rosales; Rosaceae.
GUUAGUAUAAAACACGCCGAAGAAAACCUAGAUGACAAAGAAAACCUUUCGCGUUGGAACUUGCAAAUUGCAAUACAGAGAUCAGUCGUAGUGAGAGUUUCGCCAUGGCCGAAAGCUCUUGCAAGCUUGAAAAUCAUCUGGAAACGAUGCGAGCAGAAGAGAACAUUUCAGAUCCAGCCCCAAUGGUUGUGAAGAAUGCUGCCGCUGCUGCUUCCCUGAGUGUCAUUCCUGACAUUAAUAAGAAGAAGAAGAAGAAACCGUCAAUAAAAACAUCUCCGGUUAGAGCUAUACUUUUAGACUAUUGGAAUAUUAGUUACUUGGCGAAGCAUGCGAAGGCUGCAAGCAAUGAAAUUCCUGGCUCUGAUGGGAGGAAGGAUCUGAGGGCUAGUACUGAAAAACAUAUAGACCCUUGGCGUUUGAGGGAGACGGACCCAGAUUGGGUACCAGUGGCUGUGGAGAAGGAUGCAAGGAGUGAUAUUGCUGAGAUUGACGUGAAGAAGUACCUUGUCCCCAAGGAUGCACUUCUUGGAGAUUUUAUUGCUUAUGUUCGGAUGUGGAUCUUUCUAAGUAAAAAAAAACCUAUAUUUGUCUUCUUCAAAAACACUGUACCUCCCACAGGUGCCUCUAUGGGUUUAGUUGAUGAGGAAAAUAAGGAUGAUGAUGGAUUUCUUCACAUGACCUACAGUGGGAAUGAUAACUUCAGCUACAGUGGGGACGUUGUGACCUGUUGAUUAUUUAUAGUUUAUCCUCUUGUGGGUUUAGGGUUGUUCAAAUGGAUCCUUUGCCCUCCAUUACUGUUUUAAUCAAGAAGAAUUUUCAAUUGAUGGGGAUCUUAACUUUGUUUUUAAUAAUUAUUUUUAAAUAGGAGAUGGGGAUCUUAAUAUAAAUGAGUU